GUAACAGUGGCCCUUUGAGAAUCUAUAAGGGACAGUACCUGUGCUGGUUAAUGGUGGUCUGGUAAAAAAACUAUAAGGGACCCGUGCUGGUCAACGGUGGUCCUCUGUGUAGAUCAACCCACCGUCUCCCCCCGCAGGCCACUUAGUGAAAAUUCACAUUAACCUGAAGAGAACGCCUGCCGGACAGUUGCCAUGACAGCAAAGAGCUGAUCAGAGCGCGUGCCUGCGUGUGUGUGCCUCGGUGUCCCGGUAACGUGCAACACACAACCCGGAAAGAGCUGACCGGAGAGCUCUUGUUCGAGUGCAGGGGACAAAUGUAACAAAUCUACAAGAGGACUUCAACAGCGCGGACUUUUCUCUCCUCUGAUUUAACAUUCUGACUGAACACAGGCUGGCGGCCUCCCCAGAAAUGGCUACAUUAUCUCUCCCUUUUUUGAAUAAGGAUGACCCCCGUUUGCAGCUGAAAGUGGAAAAUAGGUUGAAAAAUAUUUUUGUAACGCAAUCAGAGGACAUCAGUUUUCAGAACACAGAACAUGUUGAGAAUGUCAAUCACAUUCCUGUCAUUACUGAGUCCUCCGGCAGAAUACUGGACACAGGUGUCAACACUCUUCAGAGAACUCUAGUGCUGAAGAAGCAGGUGCAGGUGGAUGAAGUGAACAGGCAGUUAAUGCAGAAACGACUGGAGUUCAAAGGUCGCAUGCAGGCCCUGGAGCAGAAAAGGGCAGAACUUUUGCACAAACAGCAAGAAACAAAAGAGAGGGCAGAAAAAUUUGAGAAGUUUGUGGAGGAAAAUGAGGUGAAGCGACGCCGUGCGUUAAAGAAAUACCAGGUAGAGAGAAAACAGAAUGAGUUGAAGGAGGAAGAGAAAUCAGAGCUAUCUGCGCAACUUGAGCACCUUCAGAUGAGGCAUCAACGUCUCAAAGAAAGGGUUGAUAAAUAUAAGAUUUAUGAAGUCUAUCUGAUGAAGAUUCUGGAUUUACUCCCAGACAAUUAUCUAGAAUAUGGAGCAGACUCUUUGGCAAUGCCCAUCAUCAGACGCCACGAGACUCUGUCCAUCACUCAGCAGGACCUGCUGCAGCGACUGGCCAGCCUAGCAGAGGAACUGGACCAGAGCCAACGCAGCCUAGACUCACUUAAACAGGAGCACACCACAAACAAACUGAUGACAAAUAAGGAGCUGUCAGAGCUGCAGACCCAGUGGGAUCAAAUCAAAGAGAAGAAUAAACAACUGGAGAUGACCCUGCACAUACACCAGGGCCAGUCCCGUGACCAGGUCGAAGAGAUUGGGAGUCUUUUGAUAGCCGUGAAAAACCUUGGACAGCAAUGCCACUUGCAACACUAUGGACCAUUAGAAGAUAUGAGCCUGCUGACUAUGAUGGAUAUGAUGAAGGAGUUCAUCCUGGAGAAGGCGGACAUGGAGCGGCGAGCACUGCGACUGACAGACUCUGGCUCAGAGCUGACGAAGGGGAGUGUGGACAGAGGAAGGAAAGGAUCGGCCCUGAGCAGAAACACCUCCAGUAAAGUCCACCUGAAGAGUACCAGCAAAGCCAGUGGAAGGAGUGAACUGCUCAGCUCAACCAAGACAAUGAGAUAUGUUUAUGAAUGCUGAUGAGACUGAAAUCCAAUUUUGUAAACUGUGUAUUUUGAUGAUGUGAUUUAAAAGCAGUUUGAAAGUGCUGGCAAAUGGAACUGUGUGCAAACAUAUAAUAUUAUCUUAAAUGGAAAGGUGAUAAGAUUUAAGAUUUAUAAACAACAAUAUGAUUUUUUGGCCUUUCGUUAAUAGAAUCCCUCAUAU
Molecule: messenger RNA, 1795 nt
Organism: Colossoma macropomum (tambaqui)
Lineage: Eukaryota; Metazoa; Chordata; Actinopteri; Characiformes; Serrasalmidae
Gene: ccdc197
Product: coiled-coil domain-containing protein 42 homolog
Exons: 9
Coding region: 410-1609 (399 amino acids)
Source: RefSeq, a predicted model, not a curated record